UGAAUAUCGGGUCAAGAAAUGACAAGCCUAAAGGAACGCGUAGUGUUGCUCGCUGAAAUCUUCCGGCUGGCCCGGCAAGUGGCGCCCAACAUGGGGCUCAACGAAAGUUCCUUGCGGCCGCUGCCCGUUGAAACUAUUAAGCACUGGCUGGAGUGUGGAUAUUCCUGGUGUGACCAAGCUCACAGGGCAUGCACAGUGACGCAACGGAACGGGACCCCAGGAUAUCCCAUUCUGUGGCCUGGGGCAUAAAGGGAAACAUAUAGGGGUGCCAUGGAAACUCUGCUGGAAUGAGACUGCUACGGUGUAUUCUAUUCCUAACAGCACACAUUCCCUUUGGGACUGGUCGCCAGACUCCAACAGGAACCCCGGAAAGGAAGGCGGCAGACAACUUGCAGCUAGAAUUUGGAAUCUUGGUGGCACCACGGUGUAUCAGACUGAGAUAUGGAAGCUGUUGGCUGCUUUCGGAACAGAUGGGUCCCUUUUACAGACUGGAGGAAAGACCAAAGGAGUACUAUCCUGGAGAGCGUAUUGGUGGAAUGAGACUUGGAGAUAUCCUCGGGCCUGCGUACCCUAUCCCUUUAUGAUCCUUGUUGGCUCUGUGACUCUUUCUAAAAAUGCUAGCCUAUAUCAUGUUCAUUGUUUUAAUUGUACCCUGACUAAUUGUAUAAGAGGUAUGGAAAAUAAUUCUGGGGCUCUGAUAGUUAAACAACCGCCCUUCGUCAUGAUGCCUGUGAACCUUACUGAACCUUGGUAUGAAGAGUCAGGGCUUGAGCUGUGGAAUAAGGUGCGUACAGCCCUUGCUAGGCCACGAAGGGGGAUAGGAUUAAUAAUUCUAGGAGUAGUAACACUUAUAACUUUGAUUGCUUCUGCUGUUACUGCUUCUGUAUCUUUAGCUCAAUCUGUGCAUACUGCUAGCAUUGUAGACGAUUUGGCAAAAAACACUUCAAAAGCUUUAGGGAUUCAAGAAGAUAUAGAUAGAAAAUUAGAGGAUAGACUAAAUGCGCUUUAUGAUGCAGUAAGAUUUUUGGGAGAAGAAGUGCAAGGGUUAAAGCUAAGAACAAAAAUUAGAUGUCAUGCUAACUAUCGUUGGAUUUGUGUAACUCCAAAAAUUUAUAAUAAUACUGAGACCCCUUGGAAUAAGAUAAAAUUACAUUUAGAUGGUAUUUGGCAUAAUGAAAACAUUUCCUUAGAUCUAUUACAACUUCAUCAGGAAAUUCUUGAUAUAGAAAAUGCUCCUCGGGCUAGUAUGGAUUUGGCAGAAAAUGCUGAAGAGUUUGUUAACAGUUUGUUUUCCAAUUUUCCUUCGAUAACCUCACUUCGGCAUCUUUUUUCAGGGGUCGUGGCCAUGCUUCUGGUAUUAGCGCUUUUUGUGUGCAUUACUCCUUGUAUCAUAAAGAAAUUUGUCAAAGAGCUGUGGGACAUCAAGGCUGUCCUACACAGUAAUUAUUUACGCCAAAAGAAUCAGGCGUGCCAUUUUACUAAAUAAAAGAGGGGGAGCUGCGGGGAGCGGCUUGAAAGAGCUGACUCUGGGAGCUGCCUUGAUUGAUUAUCAAGGGUCUGUUCGCAGACAUAGCUCUCUGUCCCGCCACCCCUCUGGAAUUUACUAUCCGAGUUAACUCCUAACAGACCAUUAGUGAGCCUUGAAUGCACACAAGGUGCAGAUAGAUGGCUUUGCACGACUGCCCUUAAGAUAAGUAGGAUGCCUUUGGCGCCAUGAGAGAGCUCUGGUGAUUGUUAUCUUAAAGAUGAUGUGCAUAGGGAAGAAUUUUCUUUGGGAUGCCUCUCUUCUUGGUUUAGUAUAUAUGUAACCCUGAGAAAUAAAGAAUCAUCGUUGACUGCAGCGAUCCUCUCGACCCCAUCUGUUCUGUCUCUUUAUUU
Messenger RNA from Dama dama (fallow deer), 1878 nucleotides. RefSeq names its product endogenous retrovirus group K member 7 Env polyprotein-like. The transcript is spliced from 3 exons. The record is from RefSeq and is a predicted model, not a curated record. NCBI's taxonomy places the organism in Eukaryota, Metazoa, Chordata, Mammalia, Artiodactyla, Cervidae. Gene Ontology annotation, molecular function: structural molecule activity. The coding region runs from base 581 to 1486 and encodes 301 amino acids.